AUGAAGAACUGGAUUGCCAUUUAUGAACUUGUUUUGAAGGAGACAGUCAUGUUGCCAAGAAGGACGUCAACAUGCCAAAGCACCCCAAGCUGGCAGGAAAGAACGUGCCCAAUCUUCAUGUCACCAAGGCCACGCGGUCUCUCAAGUCACAAUGCUACUGAAGAAACGGUUUGCCGGAGGCAUUUCUACUGGUGCCUCACCAACAAGGGUUGCCAGUAUCUCCGUGAUUACCACCAUCUGCCCCCUGGGGUCGUGUGUGCCACCCUGCACCACAGCCAUCCUGAGACUGGCAGGCCAGGCCGAAAGGGCUGGAGGGCGAGUGGCCCGCAGGACUCACCAGAGACAUCCAUGGACAGACUGCCGAGUCAGCAGCAGAAUUCCACUUCAGAGGCAGAUGUGGUAGUGAACCUGGCCAGCCAACUCAGGUUGGAGGGCAUCGUUUUGUGUUGA
Molecule: messenger RNA, 450 nt
Organism: Equus quagga
Lineage: Eukaryota; Metazoa; Chordata; Mammalia; Perissodactyla; Equidae
Product: 40S ribosomal protein S10-like
Exons: 1
Coding region: 1-450 (149 amino acids)
Cellular component (GO): cytosolic small ribosomal subunit
Molecular function (GO): structural constituent of ribosome; RNA binding
Source: RefSeq, a predicted model, not a curated record